AUGAAUUGUAUCGCAAAAGAACAACUGAAGCCAAUACAUUUUUAUCAAAUUCCAUAUUCACAUUUUUGUGAUAAAGUUCGUUGGGCAUUAGAUUUUUAUUCAUUAGCAUAUGAAUCAAUUAACUAUAGUCCUCGUCGAAGCCCAGGACUUAAAAAUGCUCCGUCAAACCUGCAAAAAUUAGUACCUAUUAUUGAAGAUCCAAAUAAUGAAUCUACAUUUAUUUCUGAUUCAACACCAAUUCUACUCUAUCUUGACAAUCAUUAUGGUGAUAAAAAAACAUUAUUUCAUACAAAUAUGAUUGCUAAAAACGAUGUUAUUAUCCAAUAUUGUUUAAAAUUAGAUAGUGAAUUAGGUUUAUGUGCUCGACGUUUGGCUUAUUUGCAUGUCAUUAGUGAAAAACCAGCUAUAUUGUCUGUUUUGAUCGAUGGAAACUAUAAUAAAACAACACGAGAUGAUUGGUCUUCUUAUUUUUUUGGUUUAAUAGGUUCGAGUAUUGUAAUUGCUCGUUUUGGAAUUCAUCAAAUACGAGAAGAACAUAUUUUUGAUAAGACAAUAUGUAUUUUAGAAGAAAUUCAACAAAAUAUUGAUGGAAAACAAUAUUUAUUUAAUGAUCAAUUUACAGCUGCUGAUUUAACAUUAACUGCAUUGAUUCAACCUUUGAGAAUGAUACCAGCUUUAUUUAUAAAAUAUAAAAGUGCAUUCGAAUAUUGUGAUCGUAUUCGUAAACGACAUGAUCCAAAAGAAUUCGAAGAUUCUUAUGUAGAACGUUUACUUAAACAUCACCGUCAAGAAAGACAAUCAUCACAAUAUCAAUCAAUAUUUCGAAAUAUAAUUUGGCAUGUUUUUUACAUUAUGUUCUAUCCACUCAAAUUCUUUUUUAUUACCACCGGUACGCAAACAAAUCACUUAUAUCAAUAUCCAUCAACGAAUCUAACUGAAAAGGCACAUAAUGAUAAUCGAAUAUUGAAAUUUCAGUCAUUAGUCAAUAAGGUAAUCUUUUUUAGCACAUAUUUAUGGCAUUUCUGGUUUACUAUACCGAAACAAAUGGAAUUUGCCAAUGAAGAAGGAAAUCGAAUUUUGCAUAGACAUUCGUAA
Messenger RNA from Adineta steineri, 1095 nucleotides. Lineage: Eukaryota; Metazoa; Rotifera; Eurotatoria; Adinetida; Adinetidae. The record is from the annotation of a GenBank genome assembly.